AUGCACUUCACCUCAUUCGUCGCCACCUCUAUCGUCAUCGCAGGCCUGUCCGCCUCCGCGUACGGCCAUGCUGCUGCGCAUCCCGCAUUGGGAAUCAAGGAACCCAUGCAGCGCAGGGAUGUCAGACGCCCUAAUGCCCAAAAUCCUUGCGGUGCAGGAGUAAACAUCGCACAAAAUUUGGAUACAACUCCCGCUAUUCCUGUCAACGCCGAUGGGUCUUUCUCUGUCGUCGUAGAAAAUUACAACGCAGGACUUGACGGGUCUCGCCAGUUCACUAUGUCUGUGGACGCGACAGCGACCGGCAGCAACUUCGUUCAAGGUACCAUUACCAAGAACGGUGUUAGAGUGAGUAUCGCCCCCGCCAAGGAGACUAUUCAAGCUCAACUCCCAGCCGGUACUACAUGCACUGGCGGUUCCACAGGCAACAAAUGUAUCGCGCAAUUCUUGAACGCUGCAAGUCAGAAAUUUGGUAAUUGUGUCGUGCUUCAACAAGGGGGCGCCAAUGCGAACGCAAACGCAAAUGCCAACGCAAAUGCCAACGCCAACGCUUCUGCAGGUGCUGCUGCAGGCGGUGCCGCCGCAAACAGCAACGCCCAGGCCAACGCUGCUGCUACGGCUAGAGUCGCUACCGUCAAUACCAACAACCGCAACAAGUCGGCGACAAAUCGUAUGGGCACCGCACAGCGAACGAAGACGAACACCAACAAUAGGACGGCCAAUAACAAGAAUCGCGUCGCCAAAACCAGGGUUCAGGCCAAUGCCAACGCCAACGCCAACGCGAGUGCUCAAGCCAAAGCCAACGCUGGGGCCAACGCUCAGGCCAACGCCAACGCCAACGCCAACGCCCAGGCCCAGGCGAAUGCUCGAGCAAAGGCAACCGCCCAGGCCAAUGCCAACGCCCGAGCAAAAGCUAGUGCUCAGGCCAACGCCAACGCCCGCGCCAAAGCAUCCGCCCAAGCUAGCGCAAAUGCCAGAGCAAAAUCCGCUGCUCAAGCCAACGCCAACGCUCGCGCCAAAGCUACUGCUCAGGCCAAUGCCAACUCUCGCGCAAAGGCUUCUUCCAAUGCCCAGGCCAACGCCCACGCCCAAGCGAAUGCGAAUGCCCGUGCUAAAGCUACCGCUCAAGCCAAUGCAAACGCUCGCGCCAAGGCCAAUGCUCAGGCCAAUGCCCGCGCCAAAUCCACCGCCCAAGCCAACGCCAACGCUCGUGCUAAGUCUACUGCUCAGGCCAAUGCCAAUGCCCGCGCCAAAUCCGCCGCUCAGUCCAACGCUAAUGCCAAUGCUCGCGCCAAAGCUUCUGCUCAAGCAAGCGCCAACGCCCGUGCCUCCGCCAAUGCUGCCGCCAACUCAAGAGCUCGCGCCGGUGCUUCUGCUCAAGCCAGUGCUAAAUCGUCUGCCUCAGCCAAUGCUGGUGGCCGCAACCGCAACACGAACUUCGUUUCCGCUUCGUCUUCAGCCGUCUCUGCAGGUGGCCGCACGACGCUGAGGACUGCCGUUAAUAACAAUGGCAACCGUGUCGCCGCAGUCAAGAGCUUCGGUCGCGCCCGACGAUCCUAUGGCGCUCGUGCCCCUCGCGCUUUGCUUGAGGAGGUUGAUUCUGUCACCCGCGAUGUUACCGAGGAUGGCUCUGAAGAAUGGGUUGAUGUUGAUGACCAAGAAAACACCCUCCUUGCCCGCGCUGAGAAUCUAGGCCUCGAGGAUUGCGGCGAAGACAUCGCCGCCGUCCCUGCGCAACCCCGCUCCCUUCCUGAGGACGACGAUGACGACUGCGGCGAGGAAGUUGCUGACGUCCCCAACCAACCCCGCGCCCUCGCUGAAGACGAUGGCGAGGAUUGUGGUGAGGAAGUCGCGGAUGUCCCUAACCAGCCGCGCUCCCUCUCAGAAGAUGAGGAUGACAGCUAUGUCGAUAUUGAUGAUGAUGAUGCCAAACUUGCUUCCCGUGCUGAAGCAGAUGUCGAAGAGGCCGUCGAAGAGGCCGUCGAAGUUGUCCGCCGCUCUUUGUUGAGUUGGAUGUGGGCUUGA
Messenger RNA from Pleurotus ostreatus (oyster mushroom), 2022 nucleotides. RefSeq lists its product as uncharacterized. The transcript is spliced from 5 exons. Bases 1 to 2022 code for a protein of 673 amino acids. Lineage: Eukaryota; Fungi; Basidiomycota; Agaricomycetes; Agaricales; Pleurotaceae. The record is from RefSeq and is a predicted model, not a curated record.